Messenger RNA from Penicillium salamii, 1023 nucleotides. NCBI's taxonomy places the organism in Eukaryota, Fungi, Ascomycota, Eurotiomycetes, Eurotiales, Aspergillaceae. The record is from the annotation of a GenBank genome assembly.
AUGCGCCCUCCCCGCCUUCAGUUUGAUCCGCAAACCCCUUGGAACCCCGAAAACUCUGUAGAUAGCCCUUUCCACGGCAUCAUGCCCCUUACAGAGAACCAUGACCUCGCCGAAGAAAUUGAGGCGGUCAAUGCGAUUUACGACCCCGACACAGUGACAGUCACCGCGACCCCCACACACGCGACCAACACUCUCGACCUAGGAAGCUCCCACUCCACCACACACACCACCGUGAUCACUCUGCAGAUCCCCGAACAGCAGAACCUCUCAUUUCGAAUCGGCUUCGAGGCCUCAUACCCUGAAACGAGGCCCGCAGUACUGGGUACUGCAUCAACCGGCGCGCGUGGGGAAGGCAAGAUCGCAGUCGACGUGUUGGAGGAUAUUAUACAACGAACAUGGCAAGCCGGCGCAGUAUGCCUCUUCGAUGUGAUCAGUGAAGCGGUCGAGGUGUUUCCCGAACUGAACAUCGGGGGAACUCAGAACGAGGAACCACCCGUUGAAAGUGAGCCCGUCGCAACUGCAACAGAGAGCUUUACGACCCUGUCUCUACGGGACGCGUUUGGUCUUGACUCACCGCCAGAUUGGAUUUUGUCAGAUGUGAUGACGGAGAAGAAGUCGGUGUUUGUGGGACGGGUUGCGAGGGUCAACAGCCUAGCGCAGGCACAGGCAUUCUUGGAUCAUCUCACCGCUACGGAUCGGAAGGUUGCAGCUGCGACGCACAACAUCAGUGCAUGGCGGAUUCGGCAACAAAAGGGGGACAACAGUGAUUCUGGUGAGACCGUGGUGCAAGAUUAUGAUGAUGACGGGGAGUCUGCCGCGGGUGGUCGACUACUCCACGUGAUGCAAUUGAUGGAUGUGUGGAAUGUUGUGGUGGUUGUGACGAGAUGGUUUGGUGGGAUUCACCUGGGACCAGCUCGGUUUCGACUCAUCAACGAUGCAGGCCGUGAUGCUUUGGUCAAGGGUGGAUUUACGAAGAAGGAGGAGCCAUCGAGUACCGAGAAAAAGAAGAAAGGAAAGAAAUGA